This is a messenger RNA of Lagopus muta (rock ptarmigan), 3924 nucleotides long. It is a transcript of the gene ZC3H11D, whose product is annotated as chromosome 1 C12orf50 homolog. The coding region runs from base 1 to 1215 and encodes 404 amino acids. The transcript has 11 exons. The record is from RefSeq and is a predicted model, not a curated record. NCBI's taxonomy places the organism in Eukaryota, Metazoa, Chordata, Aves, Galliformes, Phasianidae.
AUGGCUGAAGGUGGGAAUAACUGCUACUUUUAUUCUCCAUACGCACAGCAAAACUACAACAACAUCUUGUGUUUCUGGGAAACGCAGCCAUUAGGCUGUGUGAGGAUCAGUUGCAUCUUCCAUCAUAGCAAACCUCGUACUAUAAAUGGACUUUUUCUACCACCUAGUAGCAAUACUGUAUUUCAACAGGAAGGCCAAGAAGGAAUUUUGAAUUCAGCCCAUAGUCAAGAGUCGCUCAAAAUUCAGGAGGCUUUUUUAAGACCAAUUCACCCUCCAGUGAUUGUAGACCUCAGCCAUGAUGAGGACGACGAAGAGGAGGAUGAAGAGGAGGAUGAAGACAACAAGAAUAAUAUUUCUGAUUUGUUGGAAAAGACUGCUGAAGACAUUGAAGAGGAAAGAGCAAUAAAGGAAAUGUGCUAUAAAUCUGGAGAAUAUUACAGGAUUCAUUACCCUCAGGAACACCAGUCAACAGAAAUGGUAUCUCCAUCUCUAUCUUUGGAAAAUGAACAAUUACCAAAGCAAACCAUAGAGCAUGAUUUGUGGAAAGGUGACAGUAAUACAAUUCCUACAAAAUUUAAUAAUGUGGAAAGAGAGAGAGAGACUUCAGGAAGGAAAGUAUCAGUGCAGUGUAUUAGCAGAACACAUGAUAAAUCCUAUGAAAAUGAAGGAGGUGAUUAUUUUGCGGCACGGAGAAAUAAAUAUGUUAAUGGACAAAGAAGGGAGGCACAACCUUUUGAAAAAACACCAACUGCAAAAUAUUCAAAUAUAAAAGCAACAAACAGCUCUGACCAGGUGAGGAAAUACCACUUCAAGGGAGUAAAGAAAAAGAAAUGGAUUUCUGAGGAGCAAAAAAACUCACCUAAUACAGGAACAGGCAAAGGAAUUCCCACUUCAUACUCAAAAGUUACAACAAAUUACCAACGAAAUUAUCAAAGGAGGGAUGAUGAAACUGCUUCGUCUAUUCAUUCUGUGAGACAGACUGAAAGAAACGCUUACAUCAAUUCUGCAGAACCUCGAAGGUCAGCGUAUGUUUUCUAUCGUAAUACCAGAGUCAUAGAGGAACCAAAGUGUAAUGGAUAUACAGACAAGUAUUCUUCAGGAUCUUACAAUGCACCAACUUGGCGUAAAAGAAAUCCACAUGCGAAGACAUUCUCUAAGUUUAAAACAACCAGUCAGAACCAAGCAGAAAUGGAGAUGAAGAAAAAAGGAGAAUGAUUCAUUUGCAGCAGAAAGAUAUGAAGCCAGUACUUCAACUUUGAAGAAAAAAUUUAAGAGGAAAGUCACAACUGGACACAAAAAUGAUAAAAUAAGAUGCAGGAAAUACACUCUAACAUUCAAAAACAUUCAAAAAGUAUAUUAAAAGUAUGUUCUGUAUGUGCACCUAUAAAGAUCUUCAGCCUGCUCACAAAAUUUAAACUGCUUUGAAAAUUUGGCAGUUGAGUUUUUUACAGACUUUGGCUAUAUACUGGAAGACUGAUAGUGAAAGAUCCUAAGAAGAUCCGGUCUGUUUUGUCAGACAGAUGCUUUAAUGCAUAAUUAUUAAUAUGAAUAGAUUUUAUUAGUUGUACUUGGCAGUUUCAUAGGACUUUGAAUGUAAGCAGCAAUACUGAUGCAUUCUAGAAGAUGUCUGUGUUGCUGCGAUAACAACCUUGAUAUUUCACCAUUUUUGCAAGAAUUAACUGCAAUAUGUUUCUACACAUAUUUUAAACAAAUGUAUUAAAGAUUUGAAAAGGACAGAGACUUUAAUAUUGCUUUCUGAAGAACCAAACUGUCUAGAUGUUUGUAAUGAACAACAGCUUACUGAUAUUUCCCUAGAGGACAUAAAUUUGUUAUAACAUCUUUUCUUCAUUUCAGUGAUCGUUGUUGUUGUUCUGUACAAUGUAUCAAUUUGGUUUCUUAUCUGUAAAUGGAGAGAAUGGGGUUUGAUCACCUUCAUUCUAUGCUUAGUUCAGUAUGUCAAACAUUAAAGGGCAAUGUGUGAAAAUACAUUGACUGCCACACCAGAAGGCAAAUGUAAGCAGGAAGAAGAGCCCAAAAGAGGAUCUUUAGAAGAUAAAGACAAAUGCACUCAAAAAGUCAAAAUACAUUUGAAUACUGAAAAUUGCAUAACUGUGUGCCGUGUAACAGGAAGAGAGUUAAGAAAAAGGGGGCCAGGAAAGGAAUUAUCUGUUACACAUAGAAUACUGGUCAGUAGCCAAUGGAUGUGCCUAGUACUGAAUAGUUACAAAUAUAUGAAAAUAUUUCUUUGUCUCAAACAUUUUUCCUUUUUUAAAUUUUUUUUUGCAUUUACAUGACCCUUGGUCAUUCUUAGAACAUAGUUUUGGGGAGCAAAACUAUGUUUUGCUUCAAACCUUUUUGGGGAACGCUGUGGUCCAGUGGCAGCCACAGCUGUGAAUAUAAAAGCAUUUUAUUUCCUUGCAACAUCAUUUUGACUGAACAACUGAAAUUAUAUUGGAUGCCUUCUGGGGUGCCUUCUACUUAAAAUUACUGUAUUGUAAUAUGAGAAAUGUCGUCAUACUUUAUUGAAAAUAUCUUGCAAAAACAGGGUAGUGACAAAACUUUUAUAGCUUUUAGAAAUGUAAUUUUAAAUAAUAUGAAUGUUAAAAAUGCUGUAAUUAUUGCAGUUGCAAUAUUUUUUUGCAAUUAUUGCAACUGCAAUAAUUAAUUAUUGCAGUUGAGCACUGCUUUCCUUAACUGAAAAUAAGUUGCUUAUUUUAGUUGAGAUGCUGAAAUUGUAAAAGACACGAAACAUCUUUUUAAAAUCAAUUACUAAGCAUACUGAAAAUGUCUCCCUCUCUCUAAUGAAAUCCUGGAUUUUCAAAUUGUACACACAGUGCCUUGCAGCAAUGUUUUGUAUGUUGUCUGCCUGAGGCAUCUUAAAAUCUUGAUUUGGAGGGCUAUUCUGCCCAGAUAUUUUUUAAAACCUUGAAAAAUACUUUUAUUCUCAUUUUUUCUCUGCUAUCUAAAUGUAAAUCUUACAUUUAGUGAUUGUUCAAUCUCUCUGUAGUUUACAGUAUUAUAUUUAACAAGACAAUAAAUUGAGCAGGGCUCAAUUAUUAUUCUGGUCUAUUCUCUCUCUCUCUUUUUUUUUUUUUCAUUUAGUAAAAAAGGAUUUCAAUAUUUAACUUUUGCAAUUUCAUAUUUUUAUUUUUUGUUUGGUUUUGAGAAUAGCAAAGUUCAUACUAUACCUUAACAAUUUUAUUUUCAAGUACAGUUAAUACUGUUUGCUUGCUCAGGUGUUAAGACUAUUGAUUUUCCUUAUUGAUGUACAAAAAGUGGAAUUCUGAGGUGUUAUUAUAAUUAGUAACAAUCUGUUUGCCAGAAACUUACCCAAAAUUACCAGAAAGAGCAGAUGGAGAUAGAAUUUCUAUUCUGCCCAGUGUUUCAGCGUUAGGUAAUGACAGAGUAGACAUUGCAACAUUUUUAGACUUCCCUGGUAAAUUCAUACUUAAUGAAACGUGUUGGGAGUACUGAAUGGUGUGGAAAAAACAUCAUUAUGGCUGACAUAAUUUGGAUUUGAAGCAAUAACAAAGUGAGCUCUCAGUCUCCAAAUUUAUCAAACAGUAAAUGGGAAGUAACUUGGUUUAUUACUGUAUGUAUUUCCAUCCAAAUAUAUAUGGUGAAAUCUGAGAAAUCAUUAUGACAUCUGAAAACAUAAAUAUUCCUCUUGAUUCUCUCACUUAAUUGUAUUUAAACCAUUAGAGCAGUGUUCAUCUGUGUAUUUAUUAUAGUUCUGAGAUAACACAAAAGGAAAUGAGUCUUAACCCCGUUUUCUUUUACUGGAUGUAGAAACAACCAGUGACCAAAAGACAGACAGGUUAGAGGAGUCUAAUGGUGAGCCAGCUGGAGCAGAGACUGUGCUUUAAUAUAUAGCAUUGUUACUAUAGUAUGUUUAAAACACAGUGUUUGUAUAAAGUUUGAAAU